GACCCGGAGCUUUGGCGCAGCGGCCGAACCCGCAGCAUCGCACCCCCCCCAAAAAAACGGCAUCUGACAACAAAAAGCGUCGCAACAAAGAAGCUGAACCUUGAAAAUUCAGAAAAUCCGCUCGAAAAAAAGAGUCUUGACAUGAUGGAAAAAUCCAACUGCCAGUACGGUUCCUUUCUGUUCUGGAGACAGCCUAUUCCAGCGCUGGACCUGUCUGAACUGGAGGAUCUGGGCUUGACGGACCCUCAGCCGGUUUUCAGUGGCGCUAAAGACAAGAUGUCCAAGCAGUGCUGUCAGGAGGAAGAGCUGACCGAGUUUUCCUCCUUCAACUACUGGAGAGCGCCACUCGCUGAUGUCGAUGCUCUGCUGGCCGACCUCAACCUUCUGCUUUGAAGAGCUCCACGCACUUGCCUGUCACUUCACCUUUGACCCCACAUGGACCCACCUCCAUCUGAUCCCCAAUCGGCUCUUCUUCAGACUAACGAUAGCCAAAUGUAACCGUUUUAUUUCACCUCCAAACUCCAUUUUUAUUUUUUUCAGUUAUUUUCACUCGGCAGGUGGAGUCAUUUAUCAGACGGUUUAAAAUUAAUGGAAAUUAUUCUGAAAUUCUACUAAAUCUCUGUGCACUUUUACUGUGCCUAAAACAAAAAAAAUGAUGCUUAAUUAUUACCUUUUCAGAGCAAAGGAUGAUCAAAAAUAUUUGUUCCAUCUUCACAGAUGUGCGUCUUAAAGAGAAUCAAAGGCUUUAGUCCAAAAUUAAGGUGAAAAAUAGACCAUUUACUGAGUAAACCCAAUAAGAUUCAAUAAAAAGUGACCUCGAUUAUGCAAGUUCCUCCAACAGUUGGUUAAAGAAAAGGAAAUAGAAAAGAAAAAGCCUUAAAUAUUUUUUGUUGAAUGUGCUUUUAGGUUUAAAUGUUAACGCUGUGGGUGGUUGAUUAUUUUACAGUAGUUUUAUUGUUGGAAAUGGCAAAUGUGGAAAUGUACACAGCAGCCCCCCACCCCCCAAUAAAAUAAAAAAAUACUGUAUAAUUCA
This is a messenger RNA of Oryzias latipes (Japanese medaka), 1033 nucleotides long. It is a transcript of the gene mllt11, whose product is annotated as MLLT11 transcription factor 7 cofactor. The record is from RefSeq and is a predicted model, not a curated record. Gene Ontology annotation, cellular component: nucleoplasm; cytosol. NCBI's taxonomy places the organism in Eukaryota, Metazoa, Chordata, Actinopteri, Beloniformes, Adrianichthyidae. Gene Ontology annotation, biological process: positive regulation of DNA-templated transcription; positive regulation of release of cytochrome c from mitochondria; positive regulation of mitochondrial depolarization.